Saccostrea echinata is the source of this 1989-nucleotide messenger RNA. RefSeq names its product reticulocalbin-2-like. NCBI's taxonomy places the organism in Eukaryota, Metazoa, Mollusca, Bivalvia, Ostreida, Ostreidae. The record is from RefSeq and is a predicted model, not a curated record. The coding region runs from base 260 to 1219 and encodes 319 amino acids. Gene Ontology annotation, molecular function: calcium ion binding. The transcript has 6 exons. Gene Ontology annotation, cellular component: endoplasmic reticulum.
UGUUGUGGUACGAUUGAAACUUCACCUGUCGAUUUGUCACAGCUGCAACAAACAAAAAAAAUGUGAUCUUUGUACUCAGAACCUCAAAUCAGCCUUGGCCACGUGUAAAAAUACUCACUGUAGCCUUUAUAAUUAGAAUAAACACGUUGGCGCUAUUUCGACAUCUCUCAAUUUAGUAUUUUCAUUUGAUUCCUGAGGUAUUGGAACUGUCUAUUACAGAGGAAGGUCGGACUAAAACAUUUUCUUACAGAAACGAGCGAUGGAUAUGAGAUUUGUGUUAAUUGGUGUUUUACUGUACGUGGUACAGACCGUGCUGUGUGUUAAGGAGGAAGCAGCACAUGGAGCCCAUGGCAAAGAUCACAACCCGAUCCAUAAAGAGCACUACCAUGAUGGAGAGCAUGACCCUCACUAUGAUCACGAAGCCAUUCUGGGUGACAGACAGCUGGAAAAGGAAUUUGACGAGUUGGAGCCUGAGGAAGCCAAGCGAAGACUUGGAUUACUGGCUAAGGAAAUGGAUAAAAAUAAAGAUGGAUAUGUGUCCAAGGAAGAACUUGUUGACUGGAUUAUGAACUCCUUCCGUAAAUUGGACAUGGAAGAUUCGUUAGAACAGUUUGAGGAAUGCGACGAAAACAGUGACAACAAAGUCACCUGGAGAGAGUACCUCACACGACACCAUGGCUUCAACAUCAAUGAUUACAAAGACGAAUAUGCCACUGAAAAGGAAGCCGUGGAGGAAUUCACAAAGGUUCUUGAUGACGAUAAAAAGAAAUUUGAUGCUGCUGAUGUAGAUAAAGAUGGAGCCCUGACUAAAAAGGAACAUGUGGCUUUCCUGUAUCCUGCAGACUUUCCUCACAUGCAUGAUAUAGAACUGGAGAGAACACUUCAGGAACACGACAAAAAUGGGGAUGGUACCAUUACAAAAGAGGAAUUCCUUGCAGACACUGAUAAAAAUGACAAGGAGCUUUUAUUACUGGAAGAGGAAAGGUUUGGUGAUUUUGAUAAAAACAAAGAUGGAGUCCUUGAUAAAAAAGAGAUCACAGAUUGGGUGCUUCCUGACAAUAACGAGGCAGCAGUCGAAGAGGCAGAGCACUUAAUCGAGCGGUCGGACAAGGAUAAGGACGGCAAACUGUCCAUAGAGGAAAUCGUCAACAAUCACGAGGACUUUGUCGGAAGUCAGGCAACCAAUUAUGGAGAAUUUCUUCCCAAGGAUGAACUUUAAUGAUAAAAUUCGGCUAAGAUUAUUUUUAUUGAUUAUUUUUUACAUGCUUGUUAGUAUUUUUCUAGGUGAACAGUUUUUAUGAUACAAAGAUCAUUUAUAAUAUUUACACAUGGAUGUAGUUUUACACAGUUCUCUAAGUUAUUUUUAUUAGAUCAUGUUUUUUUUUUUUUUUUUUUUCAUACAAACAUUACUCUGCCUAGUCAUAUUGUUUCACAGAAAUAAAUAAAGCAAAUAAUUAGGUUUAGGAUUUUUUUUUAUUUUCAUAAAAUCAUUCCAUGUUAUGUGAAGUAUAUUUUUACAGAUGUGUGAUUGUGACAUUAAAUAUUAUUUGUAAGCUCAUACAAGGUGGAUAUGUACUGUAUGUUUUAUGUACAAAUAAAAUUCUGUUUUAAACCUUAUACAUGCAGUCUUGACCAGUAACUAUAUUUUGUGUUCAUACAUAUACAAUCUUGACCAAUAAAUAUUUUCUCUGUUCUUUUGCACUUUACUUACUUCAUACUUUGUUAAAGCAAUUUUUAUUUAAAAAUGAGAUAAAUGUAGAACAAAAUUUUAUCCUUCAGCUGUAAGCAUAUUACAUGCAUCUUAAAUGUCUACAGUUAUUAAAACCCUUAAUUUUUCCCAACAGAAUACAGAUAAUAUAAUAUGCUUUGCUUUGAAUGUGUUAUGACAAUGUGUUCAGCAAUACAGUGUAAAUUAUGUUCUUGAAAGCUUCCAUGAACAAUAUGUAUUUAAAAAUUCAAUUUAAAUUAAAUGUAUUACUCUAAGUAUCA